AUGGCCAGGUUCGUGGAACCGCUGGUGGUGGGGCGGGUGAUCGGCGAGGUGGUGGACCUGUUCGUGCCCUCCAUCUCCAUGACCGUCGCGUACGGCCCCAAGGACAUCAGCAACGGCCGCCUCCUCAAGCCCUCCGCCACCGCCGCGCCGCCGCUCGUCCGCAUCUCCGGCCGCCGCAACGACCUCUACACGCUGAUCAUGACGGACCCGGAUGCGCCUAGCCCCAGCGACCCCACCAUGAGGGAGUACCUCCACUGGAUAGUGACCAACAUACCAGGGGGAACAGAUGCAACAAAAGGGGAGGAGGUGGUGGAGUACAUGGGCCCGCGGCCGCCGGUGGGGAUCCACCGCUACGUGCUGGUGCUGUUCGAGCAGAAGACGCGCGUGAACGCCGAGGCGCCCGGGGAGCGCGCCAACUUCAACACCCGCGCGUUCGCGGCGGCGCACGAGCUCGGCCUCCCCACCGCCGUCGUCUACUUCAACGCCCAGAAGGAGCCCGCCAACCGCCGCCGCUAG
Molecule: messenger RNA, 516 nt
Organism: Setaria italica (foxtail millet)
Lineage: Eukaryota; Viridiplantae; Streptophyta; Magnoliopsida; Poales; Poaceae
Product: protein MOTHER of FT and TFL1 homolog 2
Exons: 4
Coding region: 1-516 (171 amino acids)
Source: RefSeq, a predicted model, not a curated record